GACAGGCAGCCCUGCUUUACGGCAGGCAUGUUUCUGGGUAGCUUGUAGUUAGCCGUGCAGCUAGUCGCACAGCCGCACUUUCCCCUCAUUGCGUUCUAAGCAGACUGUGUUUUAUUGUGAGAGUUCCCGGCUGGAUAAAUGGAUGUUGGAGAACUUUUAAACUAUCAGCCCGAUAGAGGAGCAAAACGUCCCAGGGAGCAAGAAGGAAGAGCAGCAGGAGGAGACGAUGAUUCCAGAGGAGGGAAGCAGCAGAAGGGACUGGGAUCCCGGGACCCGGCCAGACAUCGGGAAGCUGGAGCGGGAUCAGAGGGUCGUGCUGAACCGGGGGACGGCGAAGAGCAGACCGGGGACAAGAAGAGGAUACUGGAAAAACUGAUGGACCAGGAUGAAGAAGAACCCGAGGCCGAGCCGGUGGAUGAAAGCACAGUGAAGAAAAUGAUCCUGACCUUUGAGAAAAGGUCAUACAAAAACCAGGAACUGAGGAUCAAGUUUCCUGACAAUCCUGAGAAGUUCAUGGAGUCGGAGCUGGAUCUCAACGACAUCAUCCAGGAAAUGCACGUGAUCGCCACCAUGCCGGAUCUCUACCACCUGCUGGUGGAGCUCAAUGCCGUCCACUCCCUGUUGGGCCUUCUAAGCCAUGAAAACACAGAUGUCGCCAUCGCGGUGGUGGACCUGCUGCAGGAGCUGACAGACAUCGACACACUCCAUGAGAGCGAGGAGGGCGCUGAAGUGCUCAUAGAUGCUCUGUUGGAGGGUCAGGUGGUGGCUCUGCUGGUGCAGAAUAUGGAGCGACUGGAUGAGCAGGUGAAGGAGGAGUCUGAUGGCAUCUACAACACUCUAGCCAUCAUUGAAAACAUGGCGGAGUUCAGACCAGGCCUGUGUGCUGAAGCUGCCCAGCAGGGACUGAUGCAGUGGCUGCUCAAGAGGAUCAAGGCAAAGAUGCCGUUUGAUGCUAACAAGCUGUACUGCAGUGAAAUCCUGGCCAUCUUGCUGCAAAAUAAUGACAAUACCAGGGAGCUGCUGGGCGAGAUGGAUGGCAUCGAUGUUUUACUGCAGCAGUUGUCUGUGUUUAAACGUCACAACCCGAACACAGCUGAGGAGCAGGAGAUGAUGGAGAACCUGUUCGAUGCUCUGUGCUCCUGUCUGAUGCUGGCGUCCAAUCGAGAACGCUUCCUCAAAGGAGAGGGGCUUCAGCUAAUGAACCUCAUGCUCAGAGAAAAGAAAAUGUCCCGGACCAGUGCUCUGAAGGUCCUGGACCAUGCAAUGAUUGGCCCAGAGGGACUGGAUAACUGCCAUAAGUUUGUGGACAUCCUGGGCCUCCGAACCAUCUUUCCACUUUUCAUGAAAACGCCUAAGAAGAUGAAGAAAGCAGGUGUUCCAGAAAAGGAGCACGAAGAACACGUGUGCUCAAUCAUCGCUUCCAUGCUGAGAAAUCUGAAAUCACAGCAAAGAACCAGACUCCUCAACAAGUUCACAGAGAACGACUGCGAGAAGGUUGAUCGACUGAUGGAGCUGCAUUUUAAGUAUCUGGAGGCUGUUCAACAGGCUGACAAGAGAAUCGAAGGGGAGAAACAUGAGAUGGUUCAGCGUGGAGAAAUCCUGGACGACAGCAUGGAGGACGAGUUCUACUUUCGCCGUUUGGAUGCAGGAUUAUUUGUCCUUCAGUUAAUCUGCUAUAUUAUGGUGGAGAUCAGCAACUCUGGGAUUUCACAGCUUCAGCAGAGAGUGCAUCAGAUUCUCAAUCUCAGAGGAGGCUCUGUCAAAGUUGUUCGCCACAUCAUGAGAGAGUACGCUGAGAGCUUAGGGGACGGAAAGACGGAAGAGUUCAAAGAAACUGAACGCAAGAGGAUCGUGGAACUGGCGGAGAACUUCUGAAGUCCUUUAGAUCUUUAGACUUUGGAGUGACCCUCACUCAGAAAUAUCAUUUUUGUAGAGGAGUUUGUUGCUUUCUUUGAGUUUCAUGUAUGAAGAGAAAACUGUCCAUCAAACCAGUUAAAUAUGAGGAAGACUGUGAAAGAGUGGAAUGACAGAGCACAGCUGCAGCAGAGAUGUUUCUGUCGUCCCUCCUGCAGCCGAGCUUUGGGCAAAGAUCUGCAUUUUUCUUAGACCUGCUUUGGAUUAGGUGUAAACUAUUUUCUAUUAAAGGGUUUGGUAACAAAAU
This is a messenger RNA of Oryzias latipes (Japanese medaka), 2161 nucleotides long. RefSeq names its product catenin, beta like 1 (gene ctnnbl1). Lineage: Eukaryota; Metazoa; Chordata; Actinopteri; Beloniformes; Adrianichthyidae. Gene Ontology annotation, cellular component: spliceosomal complex. The record is from RefSeq and is a predicted model, not a curated record.